Pieris rapae (cabbage white) is the source of this 777-nucleotide messenger RNA. RefSeq lists its product as uncharacterized. The coding region runs from base 79 to 549 and encodes 156 amino acids. The record is from RefSeq and is a predicted model, not a curated record. Lineage: Eukaryota; Metazoa; Arthropoda; Insecta; Lepidoptera; Pieridae. The transcript has 4 exons.
AUCCGCCGUACGUAUAAACGCACCGCGAUUCCGUUUCUAAACCAUUCGAGACUUGGAACUUGAGGUGCACCGGUGAAAAUGUCAGUGUUGAAAAAUUCUAUUAUUUACUUCCUACUCAUCUCAAUGGCUGUGAAUGGUAAGCACAAAAAAGGCAAGCCGAAAAAGUUUUUAACACCGACCGCUAAAGGCAUUCAAUGUUACAAUUGCCUAUCUUUCGACCAUCCCGGUUGCUGGGAUCCCGAUCACCCUGAUUAUGCUAACAUUACGGUGCCAAACAUCGACUGUUACAUCCCCGGCAUGGCGUUUCUAUGUAUCGUUAUCACUUCAGAAUCGGCCAAAUUAGUUGAAACCGGCCAAGAAAUCGGUCCAGUGAGAGCCCGGACGUGUGUACCGGCGAAGGAUUUCUCGAAGAAAACCGUUUCAUACUCAAUGUGCAGCAAGCUGAGCAAAGAGCUGUCUGCGUCCGAAAUAUUCUCCCGAAUCGCCGUAACGAGGCCACAAUGCGCGCUUUGCAAGAAACAUUUGUGCACGGAAGCAUCUCAUUGUUAAUCUUAUAAUCGUACCUAAUUAGUGUAUUGGUUAAAAAAAAUUACGUUCGAGUAAAAUUUUGUAAUCGCUCCGUAUUGUUUGUAAUACUAAACGCUUACAUCAUUGUUUAACAAACGAUGAAGUUAAAUUUCACACGAAAUGCAAAAAGUCGAAUUUGUUUUGAAACUUGAACCUUAAACGGUGUGAACCAUAUUUGGUUCUUUUUUUAUUAUAUGGAUAUUCCAUUUU